AAAUUAAAGCCAGUGGCUGCCAAAUGUUUAUUGUUGUUCAUUGUUAAGUAGCCAGUGAGUGCUGUGCAUUUAAAGUUGUGGCCGUUACGCGCUAAUUCAAAGUGCUUAAUAAACGUGUUAAUUAAAAUAAAAUAAAUAAAAGUCUGCAAAUAAUUUAGUGAGACAUCAUUUUCGAAAGCUUCGCAUAACUAAAGAGUUCAGUAAUUAAAGUAGUCCAAGCAGUCCAUCUCAAUUAGAAAAUGCAUUAAAAGCACUAUCUUUGCACCAAUGACUAAAUGAAAUUUAUUAAUUUCGCAGUGGAAAAAUACGGUUCCGCUAUAAAUUUUUAGUGAGUGCAGUGGAAGAUGUUGAUAUUUGUGUUGCGCUACUUCUUCGUUUAUUGGAUACUGCUGGGUGGCAGCGCCAGCGAAGAAUCGCUUUUACGUGAGUUAAAUUUGGAAUCGAAAGACUUCCCCACAACUUCGUGUAGAUUGCAUUGCAUGCAUCGCUUACGAAAAACGAAAUACGAAGGCGACUUGACGGAGCGACAUAACAAUUGGGCGGAUCAAUCGUGCACCGAACACUGUACUAAGGAAAAUGCUACAACGUCCGCGCAAUCGGAUAAGUAUCAGUUUACACAUACUCGCUAUCGGAUGAUAUUAGUCUGUCGCGACGACACUAGCUUGACAUUUCGCAUUGUACACGUACGCAGCGUUGGAAAUGAAGAUACAGAUAAGAUUGCAGAAGGUGAAAGUAAAGAAAGUGCAAGUGGUGUAACACAAAAGGCUGCAACAGAAAAGAAAUAUAGAAGCAUUAUAUUAAAUAGCGUAGAUGAAGAUCCCACCAUGUUUACUUUGCCGGUGAGCAUGGGGAAUGCCACGGCGCCGCAAAUGCAGACAACAAUGUCUAAUCCCAACAUUGACACCGGACAACUGAGUGAGCCCGCAGAAGCGAUUUAUAUGAUUAAAGUACAAAGUGGCACAAACGCGACUAUUUAUAUGUUCAAUGAGAACUUUUUCACAAUAGAUUAUCUCCAAAACUCCACCACCUAUACAAUUUCCGCUUUGGCGGUGAAUGCCAAACAUCAAUAUGCCGUCGUGGCUAGAGCGGAGGAAUAUUCGACUUUACAGCAAGACUAUACGCCGGGCUUUGUCGGAGAUAUGCAAUUGGAGCGCUUUUUGCCCGACUAUUCAAACGAAAGGCAACUUUUGGCGGAAAUCACUUGGCAGCCGCCUGAAGACAGAACAUGUUACUACCUUAUACUCUACUUCGAUGAUUCCGGGUCUGAUAUGACAUCUAUGGAAAUACGUAAUCCUCGACAAUUGUACGUGCAUACUUUGGAGAAUUUAACCUUUUCGGCCAUGUACAAGGUUGGUAUAAUCGCCCAGAAUACCCACAAUGCCGCCAAAGAAAGUGAAAUGAAGUGGUUAAUGAUACAGACACCGUCGUGUGCGAAAUGGUACAACUACAAUUUCAACAUUUGCCCACCAUUUGCACCCAAAGGAUUAAAAGUUAAGCGCAAAUAUGUUCGAGGAAAUGUUUACUCGCUGUACAUUAGUUGGAAAAAGGCUGAACAUGCGAUUAGCUACUACAUAAUAAUGGUUGUGGAUCGUAUAGGUGUUGGACGCGAUUAUAAAUUUAAUGUUAGUAAGGACAGCACAGCGUUUACAAUAGAAGAAAUCGAACUGAACGGCACACUCUACGAUGUGCAUUUGAUUGCCUGCACCCCGGGUGGCAACAGUUCCACCCUUCUGCAAGAGGUCAACAGCCAAACUGUGCUUCUGCCGGAUAAGAGCACAAAUAUUGCCUUGUUAGUUAUCGGCGGGCCAAUCGGUCUAAUCAGCAUUAUAAUCAUGUGGAUCGUCCUCCAUUAUCGGUGCGCAAAAUAUAGAAGACAUCAGAAGCGUUGUGAAUAUUUUCAGGACCUUGAAAAUAAAGCGCCUAUCGAUCCAAAGGGGACAUUUGACUUUCCAGCGAAAACUUUGCUCACCUCACCGGAAGACCUGACGCAGUUUCAAUUGGAUCUUGAGGAGAAAAUAUUCUUCAACGAUGCCAUGGAAAUCGACCGCAACGAUAUUACGUUGCACGAAAUUCUGGGUGAGGGCGCAUUUGGCUUGGUGCGGCGUGGCAUAUACCACGAUGGCAAGUCGGGCGUGCGCGAAGUGGCUGUCAAAAUGUUGAAAGAUCGUCCUUCUGCCGAUGAUGUGCGCGCUUUCCGGCGUGAAAUCGAAGUAAUGAAAUCGGUAGAGCGGCAUCCGAACAUUGUUGGCAUCAUCGGACAUUGCACAAAGCGUUACAAUGAAAUGCUCUUACUGACGGAAUACUGCAGUUUCGGCAAUUUGCUGGAUUUUUUAAGAGAUGAAUGGAAAUAUUUGUACGACUUGAAUGUAAAAUGCAGCAGUGCCUCAAUAAAUCGGAUGUGCAGCCGAUUGAGUCGAAACGGCGCCAAAAAACACCAGAGGCGUGGGCGCCGCAGCGUUUCGCAAACGCAACUACGCAAUCGUAGCGAUAGCAACAGCAACAGCCAACGCACCUCCAUUGACCAUAGCUACACCAGCAGAAGCGGCGGUUGUGGCACCGAAGAGGGUGGUGGUGGUGGCGGCGUUGCUAAGGUUUUCAGCAUUGACAGCAACAUCAUUGAGCGACUCAAGUUCAAAUAUAAAAAUCUAAACGCGCUACACCAGCGAAAUAGUCUUACAACAGCAACAACAACAACCCUCUAUCGACCCACAUAUGAUAUAUCCGCGGCGACUACGGUAACAUCGAUCGCCACCAUAAAUGGCAGUACGCCGCCGCCGCCACCCACGCCGCUGAUGUCGCCACACUCCAUUGCCGCAGACAACAAAUCGUACGGAUACGAGGAAAUCUGCUGCAACUCAUGCAAGAGUAACAAGUGUGUAAAAAACAAGAAAGUGUUUAACUGUACUACUCACAGUGGUGAGGCGACAAUGCAACAGUUUGACAACGAGCACGCAGAGCAACAGCAAAAAGAGGGUCACUACACGCAUACGAGAAAUUGUGAAUGCCAGCAAAAUUUAUUGAAUGAGGGUCACGCAAAAGCGCAACAACAACAACAACAACAACAAGCUGCUAACGAAAGUGCGCGGAAAUCGACCGGUGCGGUGGAAAAUAAGUCAUAUUUUCGGUUUCUACCUGAAAUCGUGAGUGAAGCGGCACUGCGCCAACGUCAGUGGCAAAGGCGUCAAGCACGUGCUGCAGCACGCAACAAGGCGCUGGCGUUGCCCCCUACUGAAAACAGCACAACUACUACAAUCACUAGUGCUGCAACUACCACAGACAAUUUCGACCAUGACGGCUUGAGCGGAACUGUACGCCGUCAGCCUUUAAGCACCGCCGAUCUCCUGGAUAUUGCGCGACAGGUUGCGGUUGGCAUGGAAUUUUUAGCAAAGAAUAAAGUGGUUCACCGGGACUUGGCUGCACGGAACGUGCUCGUUGCACCAGAUCGCACCAUUAAAAUUGCUGACUUUGGCCUGAGCCGUGACAUUUACCAGGAGAACGUUUAUAAGAAAACCGGAAAUGGGAAAUUGCCCAUCAAAUGGCUGGCCUUGGAAUCAAUGACUCACCAGGUGUACACGACGCAGAGCGAUGUUUGGUCGUAUGGCAUACUGCUCUAUGAGAUUGUGACACUCGGCGGCACACCGUACCCCUCAAUACCGACGCAUCGGCUAUUGCAUCUGCUGAAAACCGGCUACCGCAUGGAGAAGCCAAGGAAUUGCGGACCUGAAUUCUACAACCUCAUGUAUGCCUGUUGGAAUGUAAAUCCUGGUGAGCGCCCUACUUUCAGUGAAGUUAUUAAAAUUCUUGAAGAUUUCAUGGUUGAUGAGCCGGAACGCCAAAUCGAGACUGUAUUGGGUGUGCCAAAUUUGGAGUGCAUUGAACAGUACACCCCUAAAGACAGUCAAUACCAACAACAACAACAGAAAAAGCAACAAGUUCAAGAGCACCAUGAAGAUAAUGAUGAAAUGUUGGAUACGUCGAAUAUGGACGACUCCUAUUUGAAGCCAUUGUAGUCGCACUAAAUCGGCUUGAGUGAAGUCUUGGAAAUUGGGAGUACAAAAGUUAUACAAAGCAUUUACAUACACACAUACAUUCAUACAGUAUAUAUACGUACUUAUAUACAUUGUUAAGUAUUUGUGGCCGAUCAAGAAUAAAAGAGACAUUUCUUACAUUCUUGGAACCGGACACACAUAUGGUACGAUACAUAUGUAUAUGUGAAUAUGCCUGUACCUAUGCGUGGAGGACUAGAACUUAGCAUUAAUAAGGAAUUGAAGUGCACUUUAGUAUAGUACUAUAUAUCAAGAAAGGAGAGAAACCAAAGUUUCUUCAGCAAUAAAUGAUUGUACACUCGUACGCCCACACAUACAAGUAUGCCCUGUAGUCAAAUGAGCCACAGUCAAAUUAUUUCAAAUUUAGUAAAACUAUUAGGCAAAACUAAACUUUGGUUUAGAAUAGAAAUAAAACUGAAAUGAAAUCUCAAAACAAAGAACACAGCAUGUUAUUUGAUAUACGAUCUGUGCAUUACGACAGCUCUCAGCAGAUUUCAUUAGCGAAAGACGAAUGAAAAGAGCAAAAGUUUACAUUAUCUUGUUUUAUUUCUAAAAAAUAUUCUACCGUCAUCAGAAAGUUCUUACAAGUUCAAAUCAAUUUUGUUCCUUAAAAAGUACUCUUUUCUUAUUUUUGUUUUUUGUUGAAAUCGAAGUUUGACUUUUGACUCUAUCGAACAGAAAAUAAUCACAAAUCUGGACCUUCCAACCUAGUUGAUUCUUUAAAAUGUCAUCAUCCCCAAAGCACUCAUCGCUUCGUCAAAUGUCAGGAUUGAGUUCAGUUUAGAUUCAUUUAGUAGAUAAAUUUAAUCGGAUUACUCUAAACGGGUAGGGAAUAAAUAAAGUCUCCUUUAUAAAGGGUGGUUUUCGGUACAUAUGUGAUAGUAGAAGUAAUAAAACGCAUAUAAUUUAAGGUUAUGGCCAAUAAUUUAGCUUUAUUAUAAAUAUAAGGGUCUCCGAAGAUAUUUUAAAAAUUAUUUCGAACAAGUGACCGCCGUGACUGUCUCGAAUAAAUUCCAGCCAAGAAACCAAAAUUUCGAUCACUUUUAGCAGCAAUUGAGGCCGCCAAAAAUAACGCGCCGAUUACUCUCUUCCACAGCGUUAAUCGUCUCGGACUUAUCUGCGAAGACAAGCGACUUCAUAUAACCCCACAAAAAAUAGUCCAGCGAUGCUAAAUCACACGAUCUUGAUCAAAGGCCGAAAUAAUGCGUUCACGAAAAGUUUACUUUAAACGACUAAUGUAUGGAGGAAGACUCAACCUUGAACCCCAUCUAAAAUGCCCUAAGCCGAAAAGUAAAUAAUUGUUUUUGAACCGACUCUAACUUGUGGGAAUGGAUCUGGUAACUAGGGUUCCAUACAACAGAUCCAUAUUCUAAUAUAGGUCUAAUCAAAGUUAAAAAAAGUGUUUUAGUAACACACGGUGUUCUAAGUUCUUUAGACCAACGCUUAACAAAAUUGAAAAUACCUUUCGCUUUCAAGACUAUAGUAUCAAUAUGAAGACUAAAAUUAAGCGUAGGGAGCGUUACUAUCACACCACGAAACAAAAUUGUUUAAGUCUGUUUGGAACAGAAACCUUUCAUCAAUUGAAGGAUAUGAUUUAAAAAGCUUUAUGUCGUCGGCAUAUAAUAAAAUAUUUAAGAAUUCUAUAACAGUAGAGAUAUCUGUCAAUAAACAACAAGAACAGAAUCUUGCGGAACACCUGAAGGAAAAUUAAUUGAAUUUGAAAGAGUAUCCUCAAAUAACACCCGUUGUAUUCCAUUAUAAAGACAAGAAGAUAACCAUUGAAGAAAUCUUGGUUGAAAGCCCAGAAUAUCAAGUUUAUGGACGAGAGUCGAGAGAUUAACUUUAUCGAAAGCUUUGCUAAAGUCAGUAUAUAUAACAUCCAAAAACCCAAUGAUACAUGGUUUACAAAUUCAAGCAAAUUUCUUAGAGUAGAUUUCCCUUUACGAAAUCCAUGCUGAGAAGAAGAAGUUAACGGAGACAUCGAACAAGUUAUAUGGUUUAUAAUGAUAGAUUCAUAAAACUUAGGUACAACUGAUAGUUUUGCAUUACCCUAUACUAGUUCUCAAUGUACAAGUAAACAAUGCAUAACCUGAAUCACUUUCAUGCAAAGGGAUUGUAACUGUUGAUGGACGGUUUCCAUGUUGAAGGAAGAGAGAGAGAGGAAUUAAAAAUCCUUGUCAAAAGCAAGAAGAUGUAUUUGGCACUAUUUUUCAGGAAGCAUGAGGGUAUCAUAUCUGGGCCCUAAUUAAAAGAUUGUUUUAACUUAUAUAAACUAAGUUAAACGUCUUCUUCAAAAAUAACUAGAGCGUUGAUUGAAGUAUUCAGACAGAGCAGGUGUUGACAGGAAAACAUUUUAGGAGAAUUAGUAGAGUAGUAGACUUAAAAAAUUCCGAAAACAUAUUGGAAAUAAUGUGAUUGUCAAAAGAUAAGGUAGAUUUGUAUUUCGUCGAGGACGGUCAUUUGGAAAUCCUGCGUUGGAAAUUAACGAUAUCAUAAAAUAGUUUUGGAUUACGUACAAUAUUAUUUUUUUCUUUUUUAAAAAAAUUGUAUAACAUUUUUGCUUAGGUCCGAAUUUUGUCGACGCAGUGCAGAGUAUUUAGGACAAGUAAACCAGUUCUUUCAAAAUGUUUAAAAGCUCGAGUUUUUUGUUUUUUUAUUUAUAUAAAUCUUUCGCGAAACACGGUUUUGUGCUUUUACUUCUGAAAUAAUUUCAUAAUAUUGUUGUUAAAAUGCGAGACACUCAAUUCAAUAUCUCCGUAAUAAUCAGGCCAAAUACAGUAGAAAGUUCAACUUUUGAAAGCUAGCUUUUGCAAAGUUAAACCGUGCAUAGAAGCUAUCCAGUACAUUGUCUAUGAUUUCUGGAGUUAUUUCCAAAGCAGGAUGAUACGAGCCCUCAGGUUGAACAAGAGGGCUCUGGAUAACGAAACACUUUGAAGGAAUAUCAAUCUAAGCAUUCACAAAAUCUAUACCGAAUUAAAUUAAUUUGGUUCAGACCCAACUAGGACAUUUUUUCCACAAAUUCGUGAAAGUAAGACCGAUUGAAAAUCGGUGCAAUAUAAUGAUCAAAAGUUUUCCAUCAGGCACAUGGUAAAUUGAAAUCACCAAAAACGAGUAUUGAAACUGAAUUAUUUGUCAUCGAGAUAGCACUAUCGAUUAAAGAAGCAUGUUGCAUAUAUACGGAUAAGUCCGACAAAAUCAUUUCCACAAAGUCCAGCUAGUAUGCAUCUCUUGAUUGCUAUGGAGAUCAAAGCUCUCUCCGAACUAGUUUUCUCAUCUGCACGUUAACAUUCCGGAUUAUUCUGUUAAGAUUUAAUAAUCACUAAGUUCCUUCAAUAAAUAAAUAAAAAUUAAGCGAUUGUGAAUCUAGUAUAAGCUCAAAUGCUUAUAAAAAUAAAAUAUUUAAUAACACUCAACUCUAACUUUUAACUGCAGGGUACAAAUGUAUGUGUUUGUAAGCCGUUGACGAGUAGCGACAGUGGUUUCAAGCGAACCGUUUCAGAAGACUCUUAAGGCCCAUUCACAUAGAACUUUUGCUUCGCUUUUCAUCAGACAUUUGUUUUGACGGAAAAGUUCUUAUUAGGGUACGCUUAUGUAUGAGUGCGUUCACAUAAACAGUUUCCGGCACGAAGUCAAGCAAAAUGUUGGACAACUCUCAUCCCUUUACGCUUUGCCAAGCAAUAGUCACCAUUUUCAUUAGAGAGCAAAGCUUUCAAUGUGGCAUACCCUUUGUUUUUGGCGCUUCCUUGUUUCAGUAUGAACUGUCACGUAAAGCGAGGAAAGUUAUAAGUGAAUGGGUGUUAAAUCAACUCAAAAACUUUGACGGUUAAGUUGAGUUCAGGAGAUUUUGACAUUUUGGAAUUGGUAUAAGCGGGACGACCAGAUUGAAAUCCCACCAAAAGAAUGGAACGAAAAUAUUUGUUGUCGUUUUUAAAGAUCACUAAUAAAAAUUGUAAAACAAUGAAAAUGAAAGAAAACGCGAAAUUGAAAUUUAUGUGAUGAAAUCUUUUGUGAUGUAAUGCUUCGUUAAUGUAGAAUUGAAAAUUAUAAAAAAGCAUUUACUAAUUGAGAGCUAAUACGUUUAGUUCAUUUUUUUAGUGUUGAAGUUCGAACGUCAGUUGUUUUAAUAAGUAUGUCAAAAAAUCACAAAAAAAGGAUUUAAUUAGUUUCUCCAUAUGUUAAACGAGUAUAUCCAAUUCGAGGUUCUCUACUUUUGUAAAGAAAAAACACAGUAACUGCAAAUUUA
Bactrocera tryoni is the source of this 8289-nucleotide messenger RNA. It is a transcript of the gene tor, whose product is annotated as tyrosine-protein kinase receptor torso. Gene Ontology annotation, biological process: multicellular organism development; cell surface receptor protein tyrosine kinase signaling pathway; positive regulation of kinase activity. Gene Ontology annotation, molecular function: ATP binding; protein binding; transmembrane receptor protein tyrosine kinase activity. The transcript has 17 exons. Bases 345 to 4010 code for a protein of 1221 amino acids. The record is from RefSeq and is a predicted model, not a curated record. Gene Ontology annotation, cellular component: signaling receptor complex. NCBI's taxonomy places the organism in Eukaryota, Metazoa, Arthropoda, Insecta, Diptera, Tephritidae.